AUGAAGGACCUUGUUACCAAGAAACAAGAAGUGAGUUAUGAAUUAGAGGUAGAUCUCUACCUUUACAGUGCUAUUUCUACAAGGACCUUAAUGCAGAAGAGACCGGAUCCAGGUGCAGUCACUAUUCCCUACACAAUUGGAACUAUGGAAUUCACUAAAGAAUUAUGUGAUUUGGGAGAAAGAGUUAAUUUGAUCCCAUUGACUAUUUAUAAAAAGUUGGGUCUGGGGAUUCCCACACAUACCAACAUGAGACUGGUAAUGUCGGACAGGUCAUUAAAGAGACCUGUUGGCAUUCUGUAUGAUGUGUUGGUAAAGGUUUCAAAUUUCAUAUUCCCUACAGACUUUGUCAUUAUGGACUGCGAGGUGGACUUCGAGGUGUCCAUCAUCUUGGGUCGACCUUUUCUUGCAACCGAAAGUGUGUUGAUCAAUUUAAGAGAAAAUGAGCUCUUAUUCAGGGUAAACAAUGAAGUGGUAUGGUUUGAUGUGGGCAAAUCAAUGAAAUAG
Capsicum annuum is the source of this 504-nucleotide messenger RNA. RefSeq lists its product as uncharacterized. The transcript has a single exon. Lineage: Eukaryota; Viridiplantae; Streptophyta; Magnoliopsida; Solanales; Solanaceae. The coding region runs from base 1 to 504 and encodes 167 amino acids. The record is from RefSeq and is a predicted model, not a curated record.